GCCCAACCUCCGCCGCGCGGCCCGGGAUGGGGCCCCGUUCCGGGGCGCGCCGCCGCCCGGUGCUGCUGAGGGCCGUGUCCGCGGCGAGGGUCUGAAGAGCGGCGCCCCGGGGAGGUGGACGGCCAGGCGCGGGGACUGAGCGCUGGGUGACCUUGGCGGGGCCGGGCUGGCUCGGCCGCCAGACGCGCAGAUGUUUUUAAGCCAGCAAACAUUUAUUGAACACCUAUUACAUACAAGAUGAACAUCUGCAACAAACCCUCCAACAAGACCGCCCCCGAGAAGACUGUGUGGACAGCGGCUGCGGCGAAGGCCAGCAGAUCCUCUUCAGAGGUGCUGGGCCAGCUGUCGCGCCGGAAUGGGUGGAGCUGGCCCCCGCACCCCCUGCAGAUUCUGGCCUGGCUGGUGUUGAUCUUCUUCGCUGUGGUGGGCUUUGGGGUCCUCCUGCCCCUCCUGCCUCGCCCCUGGUUGUCUAUUGGCUACGCUCUUCUAGGUGCCAUCUUUCUCUGCCACCUUGUGGUGCAUCUGGCUGCCAUCACCAUAGACCCAGCAGAUGUCAAUGUGCGGUUCAAGAGCUAUGCAGGGCCCUUGCCUGUCUUCAACCGCAGUCAGCAUGCACACGUCAUCGAGAACCUGCACUGCAACUUGUGUGAUGUGAAUGUGAGCGAGCGCUCCAAGCACUGCAGUGCUUGCAAUAAAUGUGUUUGCGGCUUUGACCAUCACUGCAAGUGGCUAAAUAACUGCGUGGGCGAGAGGAACUACCGGCUCUUUCUGCACAGUGUGGUGACCGCUUUACUGGGUGUCCUGCUCCUUGUGGUGGUAGCCAGUUAUGUCUUUGUGGAGUUUUUUGUCAACCCUAUGAAACUGCGUACCGACAGCCACUUUCAAGACCUGAAGAAUGACACUGAUAGGUGGUUCAUAUUUCUACCUGUUGCCCCUGUGGAGACCCGAGCUCCUACCAUCCUAGUCCUGGCCAUGCUUCUUAUCCUGCUGGGCCUGCUCUCCAUCGGCCUGCUUGGCCACCUGCUCUGCUUCCACAUUUAUCUCAUGUGGCACAAGCUCUCCACCUAUGAGUACAUCGUGCGUCAUCGCUCACCGCAGGAGGCAAAGCCCCCUGACUUGCAGGAGCUCAAGACCUGUCCCUCAGCGAGUCAGCCUAAUCAGAGACCGAAGUGGUGGGAGAGACUGAAGUGCGGGUUUUCUAUGGGCGAAGGCGAUGCAGCGUGCACUGAGAAGCGGGUGCGUGCCUGCUGUGACCAGCCAGAGGCUGGAAUCCCAGAAGGGGCGGAGAGGGCCGGGGUGGCUGUCUCCUGGCCUGGGCAGAGGCUGAGCUGGAAGAACAUCCUGAGAGGAGGUUCUGUGGCCAGGACCGGGUGGGCCCACACCGAGCCCUCCUGCCCCCCUGCCCUCCACCUUCCCCAGGAGACGGACUUCGUGCGGCCCUCUGGCCAGGUGCGCCCCGAGUCACCUGGCCAUGCCAGGCUGGCCACCCUGAACGCCAACUCCUCAGGCUUCUUAGCGACCAGUGGCCAAGUGGAGCCUCUGCCACCCUCCUCCCGAGACAUGCUGGCUCUGCCCCCCAGGAUCAGACCCCAGGAAAAGAGGAAAAGACGUGUGUGUAAGGUGCCAAACUCAGUGGCUCCCGGACAGACGGGGUUCCUGGCCCCCGGCGACAGCCGCUCCAGCUCCCCUUCCGAUUCCGAGGACACCAGCUCGGAGCUAGAGCGAGCGGCCGGACCUGCCGGCGCCUACCACGCGGCGUCGGCCGAGUCGAUGGACGAGAUCCCAGUGGCCCAAACGCGCCUGGGCAGCGCCGCUCUGGCGGCCCCCGGGGCCAAGGGCCGGGAGCCGGCGCUGGCGCUGCAGGCACGUGCGCCCGCCGUGUUCGUGAGCCUGAGCAGCGGCGAGACGGGGGCGCCCGGCGGCGAGGCCCGUCUGCCCUAGCCGUGCCGAGGCACAGGGCCGAAGAGGAGCGGCGGGCCCGACUCUCUCUCUGUCGCCACAACGAAUGCACUUUAGGGGCGCCUGAGGCCGGCGGGAUCGGCCUCCCACCCACCCCCCACGAUUCAGCAAUACCCGCCCCAACGACUAAUGCGCCAAUAAACUUUUUUAUGCUUUUGCGAA
Molecule: messenger RNA, 2121 nt
Organism: Suncus etruscus (white-toothed pygmy shrew)
Lineage: Eukaryota; Metazoa; Chordata; Mammalia; Eulipotyphla; Soricidae
Gene: ZDHHC1
Product: zinc finger DHHC-type containing 1
Exons: 13
Coding region: 238-1941 (567 amino acids)
Biological process (GO): protein targeting to membrane; peptidyl-L-cysteine S-palmitoylation
Cellular component (GO): endoplasmic reticulum; Golgi apparatus
Molecular function (GO): protein-cysteine S-palmitoyltransferase activity
Source: RefSeq, a predicted model, not a curated record